Molecule: messenger RNA, 3922 nt
Organism: Microplitis mediator
Lineage: Eukaryota; Metazoa; Arthropoda; Insecta; Hymenoptera; Braconidae
Product: serine/threonine-protein kinase PLK1-like
Exons: 9
Coding region: 1233-3839 (868 amino acids)
Biological process (GO): regulation of cytokinesis; protein phosphorylation; mitotic cell cycle
Cellular component (GO): cytoplasm; spindle pole; nucleus
Molecular function (GO): protein binding; ATP binding; protein serine/threonine kinase activity
Source: RefSeq, a predicted model, not a curated record
GUAGAGGCAGAGGUAGAGGUAGAGGAUCAGUGGGGAAUGGUAGGGAAAGGUAUCAAGAAAAUUUAAAAGUGGGGAUGUAGAACCGCUUGGCGGUCGGUAUUCGCGCAGCCUCGUUGCUGACUUUAGUAAACGCUUCAGUAUUCAUCAGUGUCCUAUAGCUCUACACCAGCCACCACCAGCCCACCACUAACGUGUCUUAUUUUUCUGAGUUUCAUUUACCACUUUCCCGAUAACUGUCAGUUUUCUCCAAACAGUAAUCAAUAAAUAUGCCGUACACUUGUUGUUUCCUUGAAACUUUUUAAUUUUGAAUUACCUGUACCUCGGCACCAUAAGUUGGACCUUGAGUCUGCUUGCCAUCCAGUUCCAGUUAAGUUGAGCCAUCGUUGCACCUGUUUCUGGAAUUCCGUGACUAAGAUCGCUGGUAAGACACGACGCAGGACAAUGCGUGUAUUAUUGUGCUAAUUGUCAUGGGGAUGUUAUGGUAAAUGAUAAAUAAGAUCUAAAGUGACAUGGAGUUGGUUGUGAAACAGGAAAAUGGAAAAACGACCGAGACAAUCAGGGAUAUAAUUAGAUGGUGACGUUGAUGAUGUCAAAGCUGCUGCGUCCGCGUUGUCUGGAGCUCAACGAUCGAUCGCCGAAGGAAAUUUUACUGUCCGGGAGACAUUCGUACUUGUCGCGGGUGGAGCCUUGGUCUGGUGUUACUUCGCUAUUACCUUGGACGUUAUCAGAAUCCUCAAGAAUAAAUAUAUUUUCUGCCAACUAUUUUAUAUAUCUCAUUUAUUUUACAUUACUGUAAUAUAUAUAGAUAUAUAUCUUGGAUUUAAAUCAGAGUACAGUCAUUGUCAGUCACCGUAUAAGUAAUGAGUGAUUUUUACCUUGACAUAAGUAUGACACGCGCAUAUACUUUAGUGUUGUAAUUUUCUUUGUUGAUAAUCCAGUUUGAUAAUCGACAGACGUACAAGAAAAUAGUUUAAAUAGAAGGCACGAAGAUAAAAGUACCAAUGUGCCUAAAUUCGAGUAUCACUGAAACUUCCGGUCCAUAGAAAGAAAAAUAUUUUUUACGGAUACAAUUGAAGGCAUUAGUAAUUUUGGUGAAUUUUAAUUUUACAUAAAAAUAAAAAUAAUUUUCUUUGGUUGUGGUAUCAAAAGUCCAGCAGGAUAUUUUUAGAUAAUCGCAGGGCACGGAAGUAGGGUAGAACCUGAUAUGCCGAACUGUUUAUUCAGUGCCUCAAAUGAAGAUAACAACGAGUGAGUGUACAAUAGAAACUCCGAGUGAUUCAAAAAUAAAUAUUAACCCUAGGUCAUCGUCAUUAUCGGCGUACGAAAAUCCAAACAUAAAACGAGAUAACGCCGAGUCGUUGAGUAGUCAUACGGAAAAAAUGAACAUACCGUACGAAAUGAGCAAAGAAAGUUUAAUGGUUAUCAAAGAUAACAAGUCAUACUCGAAAGCUUUGAUUACCAGUGACGGGAGAAGCUGUUCAACAUGUGCGCCGUGCACAUCGACAGUGUGUCGGACAGUGUCCUCGCUUCCUGCAUCCCUGCGAGACUUGCCAAUAAAUCGGGACACGAGACGAGCAAGCUCCGAGCCAGGGAUUUUUUCAAGCUCUGGUACGGCAAAAAAUAAAAUCGUCAUUUCACCGCCACCACCAACAGCAACAACAGUAAUGAGAACAUCCUCGACAACGGCACAAGGAAGAUCGUCAGCAGCAACUGCGCGGAUAUCAAGUCUUGACGGGCUUGAUUCACUGGGAGUGCUUUCAGAUACGACAAGCAGAUCGAGCAACAAUGGACCAAGGACCAAUGACAAUCAAAUAUCUUCUUCAGUAUUUGCAUCUCCAGUGAAUCAACUGGUACCAGUGAAUAAUAAAUCGUGGGACAAUAAUUCCGCUGAGAAUGAGUCCUCUGAUUACGUUGUGGAUUCAGUCCAGGGCAAUGCAUAUCACAAGGGACAGUUUCUUGGAAAGGGUGGCUUCGCGAGAGUUUAUUUGAUGACGGACAUAGCGAACGGCAAUAAAUACGCAUGUAAAAUAAUUCCGAAAAACCGUAUGCAGAAAAUUCACAUACAAAAAAUUGCACGUGAAAUAAUGAUUCACAAAGACUUGAAUCACAUAAACGUUGUGCAAAUGCAUCAUUACUUCGAGGACAGUUUAAAUGUUUACAUGCUUUUAGAGGCUUGCCCGCGAAAGAGUUUGAUGCACGUGCUUAAAUACCGAGGUAAAGUUACUGAACCAGAAGCACGCUAUUACAUGAAACAAAUGGUUACCGGUGUAGCCUACAUCCACUCGCAGAAAGUCGUUCAUCGUGACCUUAAACCCGGCAACAUGUUUUUAUCCGAUGGCAUGAUUGUUAAAAUUGGUGACUUUGGUAUGGCAACGCGCCCUGAUGGUCAGCGAAGACGUGUAACGGUAUGCGGAACACCAAAUUAUAUAGCUCCGGAAGUCCUGUACAAGCAAGCCCACAGUUAUGAAGCAGACGUAUGGGCUCUGGGAUGUAUUUUGUAUGCCUUGUUAGCCGGUCAACCGCCAUUUGAUACCGCCACCCUGAAGGAAACCUACUCGAGAAUAUGUAACAAUAGCUACAAGAAACUUGAUGACUCUAUAGUGAGCUGCAGCGGGCAGGAUCUGAUUCGUUGGCUUCUUCAACCUUUGCCUGAGCUCCGUCCGUCGCUGGAACGUGUUAAAGAGCAUCCGUAUCUCACGAUGGAAUACGUCCCUACAAAAUUAGCUCACUCGUGUUGUUACCGUAUGCCAACACUUCACAGUCCAUUGAUUGACAACAAUGUUAAAUCAUCACUGCUUGCACCCUGUUCAACUCUACCUUCCGGCUCUUCUCUGUCUUCCGCCUCAUCUAGAUCAUCAACGUUCCAACGCAGUCCCGUGGGAGCUGUGCCACUACCGACGCUAACCAACGUCCCACACAUUGAAUCUAAGCCCAAGAGUAUUGCUGCGAUAGCUACCGUUAAGCCAAUCACACCUCAGUCGCAAAAAGAGACACAGAAAAAAUCUAAAGUGGGGCAUUGGCUUGUCCGCAAAUUCCCCAAGCUCACGAAAUUGCGUCAUAGAAUUGGUAAUUUCUUGUAUCCCGAUCGAAAAAAAUCUUCUGAAAGCGCAAUGAUGCACCGCGCAUUGGAGCAUUGCCUGACAGAGAUACGUUACAACAGAACUACGUGUAAUCCGCUGCCGGUUGAUGGAGUUGCUCCCCUAUUUAUCACUAAGUGGAUAGAUUACUCUAAUAAGUAUGGAUUGUGCUUUCAAUUGUCAGACCGCUCGGUCGGAGUUCUCUUCAACGAUAGCUCCAAGAUGAGCUACACUCGGGAUCGAAGACGAGUUGAGUACACGACACCGGAUGAUGAAGUAACUCGUUACGCUCGUGAACGUGAUGUUCCUACAUUUAUGCACGAGAAGCUUGAACUUCUUCGGCAUUUCACUGAAUACAUGGAUGAUCACUUAACUAAUGGUGGUGAAAUAGGAGACAGUAGCACGAAAUUAUCGCGAAGAAACUCAAGCAGCGUUCCCAGGAUGCGUCGCUGGCUACGCACGGACAAGGCUAUCGCGAUGGAGUUAACGGUUCCACUGUUGCAAGUUAAUUUUUUUGUUGAUCAUACCAAGAUUGUCGUAUCAGAAGGCGCACGGACACGAGACUAUCUCGUAACUUAUAUUGAUGCUGACAGACAUGCUACCUCUUAUUGGUUACGCGACUUACGUGACUGUGGUUGUACAAGUGAGCUUUAUGAAAGAUUAAAUUAUGUUUGCAGAGCAUCACGUGAAUUUGCUCACUUGGAGCACAAUGCCGCGUGUUCUGAGAUUUCAGCAAAUCGUGCUAUCAACUCACGCGCUUGAGUUGUAACACAGCAAUAUAAUUAUUAUUUAAUGUCUUCCGGGGCAAUAAUUCGUUAUUAAAAUAAUUACAAUAAAAAAAAAAA